Messenger RNA from Cyprinus carpio (common carp), 1868 nucleotides. Its product is annotated as band 4.1-like protein 4B. Gene Ontology annotation, cellular component: cytoskeleton. Gene Ontology annotation, molecular function: cytoskeletal protein binding. The record is from RefSeq and is a predicted model, not a curated record. NCBI's taxonomy places the organism in Eukaryota, Metazoa, Chordata, Actinopteri, Cypriniformes, Cyprinidae.
CUUCCUCUUGAGGGUCCGGUAUCGGUGCCGUUUUCCCUGGUUGAUUAAAGCGCCGUCUCGCGGGAAAAAAGAUGAUGGGUUUUCUGCGCAGGACGUUUAGCCGACGGUCAAAACGACGCUUUCGGACGUCAGAGGAGCUGGAGGGGACCGGCAGAGGCGGAAACGCGGUGCUUCAGGCGCACCAGCAGCAGGUGAUUCACGCGCCGAUCGUAGUGACCGGGGGAGCCGUGGUCCACAUCCCCGCCGCGGGCAACAGCAAAGACGCCAUCACAUGCAGAGUCCUGUUGCUGGACGGAUCGGAUGUCAGCGUGGAGUUACCGAAACACUCCAAGGGACAGGAUCUGUUUGAUCAGAUUAUGUAUCAUUUGGAUCUGGUGGAGGCUGAUUACUUCGGUCUGCAGUUCAUGGACCCAGAGCAGGUUGCGCAAUGGUUGGAUGCAGCCAAGCCCAUAAAAAAGCAGAUUAGAUUUGGACCUCCAUACAGAUUGUUUUUCAGGGUUAAAUUCUAUUCUUCAGAGCCAAAUAACCUUCACGAAGAGUUCACCAGGUAUCUCUUCGUACUGCAGCUUAGACAAGACAUACUGUCCGGCAAGUUAAAGUGUCCAUAUGAUGUGACUGUGGAACUCGGGGCUUAUUGCUUACAAAGUGAACUUGGGGAUUGUGAUCCAUUAGAACACUCUACUGUGUUGGUAUCAGAGUUUCGCUUUUCACCCAAACAGACAGAGCUGAUGGAGGCGGACAUCUACCACAAAUGGGCCGAGUGCAGGGGAAUGAGUCCUUCCCAAGCUGAGCUAAAUUUCCUGAAUAAGUGCAAGUGGCUGGAGAUGUAUGGAGUGGACAUGCACUUUGUGAAGGGACGGGAUGGAGGAGAAUAUGCUCUGGGACUCACACCAACUGGAAUCCUUGUUUUCGAGGGAUCCAGCAAAAUUGGUCUCUUCUUUUGGCCUAAAAUAACCCGUCUUGACUUUAAGAAGAACCGACUUACAUUAGAGGUGGUGGAGGAUGAUGAGAAGGGCCGAGAGCAGGAGCACACGUUUGUGUUUCAGCUUUCGAGUUCUCGGGAGUGUAAGCACUUAUGGAAGUGUGCAGUAGAGAGCCACGCCUUCUUCCGGCUCAGACAGCCAACCCACAACAAGAGCAACCACAGUGACUUCACACGCCUCGGCUCGCGGUUCAGAUUCAGUGGAAGGACUGAAUAUCAGGCCACACGUAGUGGUAAAGUCAGGAGAGCAAGCACUUUUGAGAGAAGACCAAGUAAAAGAUAUCCCUCACGGGCCCAGUCUAUGGUCAAAGCCAUAACUCCAGCAAAACAUCCACAUCUAAGUGCACAGACCAGCCCUGAAUCAAGCUUAACACCGUAUAAGCACAACAUUCCAAUUGCACAGGAACCCUGGAAAAGACCACAUCCGUCUAGUCUGACCCCUCCUCUAUACGUACAGCCUAUGGAACUGGGACACGUUCCACCACCACACAGUUUCCCUUUAAGCACUGCAGACACCCGGAGGUUUAGUGUGGAAGAGAACGAAGCUCCUCAUUUUGGAAAGAUCCAUCACUGCUACCAUCGCCAUGGAUACGAAAAACAGGAAGCACUGUGCCUCACGACAGCUAAACCUAAAGCUUGGGUCGUGUCUCCUGGUCCCGAUGAGUUGGAUCGAGCUCUGCAGAAGCAGCUAGAAGCAGAACCUGCAGCCUGGCCGGCUCUCCACAUCAACAUAGACAUGGCAGAGGAAAAACCACUUUCUGAGAAAAGUCUUCCUUCCUCCCCUGCAGUUUUACAGGAACAGCUGAAGAGCAACAUCUCUAAACAUGCCACCCAAAGUGAUAGUGGAACCUCGAAGGGGAACUCUUCAAGUGGUAGACCAAACUGA